GAAGAUUCAAUCUACUUCAUUUUUCUAUGCUCAGGAGUUAGUACCGUAAUAUGUUUUUUGAUUGAGGAAACUAUCAAAGAAAGCAACAAAACAUGUUCAAAAUUGUCACUAGCAUAUGUGGUCUAACGUGACACAAAUCCGUCCAUCCCUACGGACUGAACGUUAAACGGAUAGAUGUGCUUCACGAGUUGAACUUUGUUCCAGAACCACCAGUGAUUCCCGUAACCAGUCCCCCGGUCCCCGUGAUGUCCCAGCCGCGGCCGGACAGGUCCUCAGACCAUAUCCUGGCCCAGCUACGCGAUGAGGGUGUGUUGUUACCCGGCCAGGUACCCACAGAGAACCCCGGCACACCUCCGCGCCACCAGGAUAGGCAGAAGGAAAUGGAGAGGCGACUAGAGGAGCGACGUGAGAAGGUGAAGAAAAGCUGCCCUGAGUCCCGUGGUGACCUGAAGAAGCAGCUUAGUGACGCGGAAGUUAGGAGACAGGAGCUGUUGGCGAAGAGGACAGCCAUGAUUUCAAAGAAGUUUGCCGAGAAAGCAGCUGGUAUCAAGACCAAGAAGGAGGCGAGAGAGAUGACCAGCACCGCGUUUGAGAUCACUCCAACCUAUGACGCGGAUGCCAUCGCUACACGAGCAUCCCAGAGCACCAAACAGCUUGAGAAGCGCCUGGAGGCGAACCUCGCCGCUGAACGCCGCCAGGAUCACAAGGUGGCUACAGUCUGUAAGGCCAAGAUGCUCGCCAAGCGAGUCCGCUUCAACAUCCCAGACGACCCAGGCAGUGAUGGUCACUAAAUCAUGAUGGCGCCUUAGUGUCGGACCAGAGAAGACCAAGGGACCCAACAUCUUUUUUUCCAGGAAAUGUUGAUAUUUCGCCAGUAUAUGAUAACUACAGACCGUUGUGAUUCAGAGCACUGCGCAAAAACUUGUUCUUCUUUGAGACCUU
Messenger RNA from Branchiostoma belcheri (Belcher's lancelet), 942 nucleotides. RefSeq lists its product as uncharacterized. Bases 246 to 791 code for a protein of 181 amino acids. The record is from RefSeq and is a predicted model, not a curated record. Lineage: Eukaryota; Metazoa; Chordata; Leptocardii; Amphioxiformes; Branchiostomatidae. The transcript is spliced from 4 exons.